UGGGAGUUUCCAGGAAGUACAGUGGCCAUAUUGGAUCCCAUUGAGAUCUAGGAGCUCUGAUUGCAUCAAUUCAUAAGCAAGCAGAUUGCGAGACGACUGGUGGCAGAAGCAUUCACCAAAGCAUUAUGGCUGCGAUUGAUGUAGAGAGGGCUUCUAAUGAAGACAAACGCACCCUCUCGCUGGGCGGACAUGUGGGAUUUGACAGCCUUCCAGAUCAGCUUGUUAGUAAAUCUGUCACACAGGGUUUCUGCUUCAAUAUCCUCUGCGUGGGGGAAACCGGCAUUGGUAAAUCCACACUAAUGAACACACUGUUUAACACAACAUUUGAAACUGAAGAGGCCAGCCAUUAUGAGAAUGGUGUACGUCUGCGACCACGUACCUAUGAGCUUCAAGAGAGUAAUGUGCAUCUGAAACUGACUAUUGUGGAUACAGUAGGAUUUGGAGAUCAAAUCAACAAAGAGGACAGUUACAGGUCAGUCGUUGAUUACAUUGACACUCAGUUUGAGAAUUACCUGCAAGAAGAGUUGAAAAUAAGACGCUCACUUUUCAACUUCCAUGACUCCAGGAUACAUGUUUGCCUCUACUUCAUCACCCCCACUGGCCAUUCACUGAAAUCUCUGGACUUGGUUACCAUGAAGAAGCUGGACAGUAAGGUGAACAUCAUUCCAAUAAUCGCCAAAGCUGACACAGUCUCAAAAAGUGAGCUCCACAAGUUCAAAAUUAAAAUUAUGAGUGAAUUGGUCAGCAAUGGAGUACAGAUCUACCAGUUCCCUACAGAUGAUGAUGCUGUAGCAGAAAUCAACUCAGUGAUGAAUGCUCAUCUUCCAUUCGCUGUUGUUGGGAGCACUGAAGAGGUGAAGGUGGGAAAUAAACUAGUGCGAGCAAGACAGUACCCUUGGGGAGUUGUACAAGUUGAAAAUGAAAGCCACUGUGAUUUUGUGAAACUACGCGAGAUGCUAAUCCGGGUCAAUAUGGAGGAUCUCCGAGAACAAACGCACACUCGGCACUAUGAGCUGUACAGACGGUGCAAGCUGGAAGAGAUGGGCUUUAAAGACACAGAUCCUUACAACCAGCCCUUCAGCCUUCAAGAAACCUAUGAAACUAAAAGGAAAGAAUUCCUGAGUGACUUGCAGCGAAAAGAAGAGGAAAUGCGACAGAUGUUUGUGAGCAAAGUCAAGGAAACCGAAUCAGAACUGAAAGAGAAGGAACGGGAGCUACAAGAGAAGUUUGAGCACCUUAAGAGGAUACACCAGGAAGAGAAGAGGAAGGUGGAAGAGAAGAGAAGAGAGUUAGAGGAAGAGAUGAACUCUUUCAACAGACGGAAAGUUGCAGUGGAAACAUUGCAGUCCCAGUCCUUCCAAACAACCUCGCAGCAACCUCUUAAGAAGGAUAAAGAUAGGAAAAAUUAAGAUGCACAGACUUGUAUGUCAAGAGUGGACUUACUGUUCAUGUCAUUAAUUGCAUGAAUUCUUCCUAUGUCAUCCUAACAUUAUUUGAGUGGACCAAAGCAUUAUGAAAUCCUGGAUUCUACAGAGUUUACAGCGUUAUCAUUUUAAAAAAAAUAAUCUCUCUGAAUCACAUUAACUUAAGGUUGACUCUUUCUAAUCUAUGCAAUAUUAAUGUGUAUUUAAAAUGCUACAUAUUUUGUUUAAUAUGUUAACAUAUCAGAAGCAGCCACAAUAGGAUAUUCUAAGUCUUCCACUUAUUUACUGGUAGUAACAAAUCACGUUCCCUAAGUUGUGUAUUCUGCAGGUACAAUGUUUCUUCAUUCUAAAUGAUUUUAUUAAAUGUAGAUAUACUUAAAAUUCUAGAAAAAACAUUUUUCAAAAUGACCCAUAUGUUUUUGUCCAAAUGUUUUUAUUGGUGAGGUAAAGUGUAGAUUGUAAUGGAGACGGAAACUUAGACAUUAUAGAAAGAAUGAGGGCUCUAUACCCAUGUAUUACCUUCACGAUAUUUAUCUAAAACCUAAUCCACCACCGAUACAAAAUGGCGCUUACAUUGCUGCAGUUUGUAUUUUGUGUCAUUGCUCAAGUUGCAGAUAACUUGUAUCUUGAGGGGAUAAUUGCAGUUAGAAAUAAAUUACUAAAACUGAAAUAGGGAAUAUUUUUGUGUUGAACAAGAAAUAGUAGAAACAUCUUUGAGACUGUUAGGGCUUCUCUGAUUUCAUAUUUUAUCUGAUAAGGAGUAGUGACUAAUUCUCAAAGUAAUUUAUAGUUAACAAUGAAGGAAUUAAAUUAUUGAUCUACCUUUAUUGUGUGUUCAUUUGAUACUGAUCAUGUAGAUAAUAGUUUUUACAUGCAGUUAUGUCUUGGGGGCCAUUUUGUAUAACAUUAGGCUUAAUAUUGUCUCCAUUCCUUAGCAGAGUGCAGUUCAGUGUCAUUUUUUAUUUUUGCUUUGUAAGAUAUGUGGCGUAUAAUUAUCACGUUGACAAUGUUUGGAUAACAGCUUUUUAUAUGUAUUUCUAUGUAAAUAUAUGAGAGAAAGUUAAAACUUUUUUUUUUCUUGGUUGAGCAUUAGCCACAUCUAUAGAUAUUAUUAUUAUUAUUAUUAUUAUUAUUAAUAUGUGGUUAAUUGACGUUGUGUUAGUUUGUUUUUAACCUCUACAGUGUCCUUUUACCAUCUGAGAUAUCUGAUGUAGAAUUUCCUUGUAUGUUGUUGAACAUGAAGGUUGAUGAAUAGCACAUUGAGGUGUCAUGGUUCUUAAAUAAUCGAAGGCACAUUAAUUUAACUACUAUGUAAUAAUUUGCUCUUUCAGCUAUGUUGUAAAAGCCAGGUGUUGCUUGUCAAGUAAACUUAUAAAAAGGUAUCAUGUUGUAUUUUUAACAGCUGUAUAUACUUUUAUAUUAGAUUCAGAUAGCAGAGGCUAGGCUAUUGUAUUUGGAUAUAUAGGAGUGUUUCAGGGCCCAAGAGAGAGAAAAAGGUGUGAUUUUAAGUAUCGUAGUUAACAUUUACCAAAUCAGCAACCCAUUCUUCCUGGGGGAGGGUGGACAGAAUUUUAAAAGGAAAGUAAAUAUCUUGAGACUUUUAUAUAAAAUAUUUACUUAUGUGUAAGCACUUUGCAAUAUACUUUAUUUAUUUUGCCCCUUUUUCUUGUCAUUUAGCUUUGAAAAUUGUGGCUUUCCUAUCUCUGACUUCUCAAGACUAACCCUGCUACAUAUCUUUCCCUAGUUGGCUUCAACAGUUAAGAUGUGCAAAGCAAUGAUCUUUAUACUAACAAUAUGACUAUGGUAAGCCUUGUUGUCUUAUUUGGAGAAGCCAAUCCAGAUUUGAGUCUUCAGACAAGAAUUAAAUGUGCUGCAUUUCCACUACCGCAGUGUUGCCUGGAAGUGGAACAGUCCCUCUUCAUGGUGAUCCAAUGCCGGCAUGCUCAUCUUAACACGUUUGCGCAUCCUGCUUCCUCCUCAUUCCGGGUCACAUUUGAGUUGUGUUUCUGUACAUAAGCUGUCAUGUGAUCGGGCUUCAGAUGCCUUCUUGGAAAUGGGCACUUGUAUUAAAAGGCACUUUUGGAGAGAAUAUCUGUAAGGGCAGGUGGCUGAUUGUGUAAGUUGACAUAAUGGGUUUAUACGAGAUGAUUUUGUGCGUCUUGGUAGAAGUACAUUGGCACACAUUUCAAAAUGUUUACCAGUCUGUUAGUAGCUCUGUUUUAAAGGGACAGGUAAAUACCUUGAGAUUUUAAUAGAAAAUGUUUAAUUAUGCAUAGUAAAACAACUAUGGUAUAUACUUCCAUUUUUUAAAAAAAAAUUACUUUGUACCUCUCAUUUAAUAACGCUGACAAUUUUGAGUUUUCUAAUUCUUAGAGCUGUAAAUGCGCAUUGCAGACUUUGCAAGACUAGCCCUGUCCAUAAUUGGCCUCAGCAGAUAACAGACUGCAAAACAAUGUUGUUUUGUUAAGGUAAUGGCCGUGGCUAGCCUUGUCUACUCCAGUAACAAGUUUGCAUUUGCUCCUCUAAAUAAAGCAAGUGAUUAGUUGAGUAGUGUCUGGCUAUUGAAAAACAAUUACAGCAAAAAAGGUGUUAUAGUUAUAUAACUGAACCGUUUUUUACAUUUACAAGGUGUUCAGUGCCCCUUUCACGUAGCUUUCAUUAAUUUGAUCUGAUGCUUUCAGAUUGAGGGACCUGAUACAGCGAGAACUGUGAAAGUGCCUGGUACUUUGUUAAUUAUUCUUGCCACGUACUUGUUAUAUUUUCGCCCUCUUCUAGCCCUGAGCCUAAUGUACAUCCCUAAUUAUACCGCAUGUGUAUUGUGGCCUCUAACACAGUUUGGAAUAUGUUAGCUUUUGUGUGAAUUCUAUUUACUAUUUCUGCUACGUCUGAGCAACCUGUCUCUGACUUACAUGAUACUAUGUAGUUCCGUUUUCAGAGCAAUUUGCUGUUAAGUGUGGAUGUGGGAAAGUAUUUUUCAAGCCUAACAAUCCAAGAAUAUUCCUGUUCAGCAGGUGUCAGGGCUCAUUCCACUAGAGAUGUAUCACUUCAAGGGUUGGAUGAAGCAGAUGUUUCACUUACAGAUAUUUGUCCAGUAGAUGUUUGGAAACUCCCCCCCCCCCACACACACACACACACUUCUUUUUUUCACUGCAUUUGUAUAUAAAUUCUUAAUUUGGUAAAUGUAGGCUACAGUUAAGCUAGAUAACUGGAAAUGUAAACCAAAAUAAACAGUUCCGUAUCUUGGCUUAUAUUUCUUUCACAAUGUGGUGAGAGUCCACAAGCCAUUACUCCUGGAAUUUAACUCCUAGCCACUAGGAGGAGGCAAAGAUUCCCAAACGAGAACUUUAUCCCUUCCACCUUUUUUGUAUUCCAGUCUUAUCUUUGAGUCCAUAGAAGAAAGGUGAAGAAUUGAGGUGUUCCAGAAUCUUUAGUUGAGAGGGGUCCUCAGACUGAUUUGAGGCCCAUUUUCCCCCUCAGAGAGCUGCUACUGGAGUAUUGGGUAGUAACACAAUCGCUCCCAGUGAGGAAUUGGCAUUAAGCCUGCCACAGGUGUCACAGGGACUGGUGCUUAGCCUCCUCCUGUUAGAUCGCCUAUAUUCUUCACACUUGGAUCCUCUGCUGUGAUGUAUACAGCACUGGAUGGGCUCUACUUGAAGCAGCCUUAUCAGUCUAGUAGUUCAUGGGAGACUUUAUCUGGGCUAUAGUAGAUCCUUUUAGUGUGAUAUUAUUUAUUUCAGAGGGAGUUGAUUUUUAAUUUUCUGUAUGGCAUUUACUGUUUUUACUUUGCACGCUUCAAUUAUUUUAUUUCAGUUUAUGUUUUGCACUCAUUAUUUUAAAUAAAUAUUUGUACUAUUAGCGCACUCCCAUUCCCUUUGUGUUCACCGGCUCUACAAUCAGAUUUUUUUUAUCUCCCACACUUUCAAGUUACACUCCCGAAAUCUUGCGCUUCAUUUAUUUCUAGGUGUUGCAGCGUAGCAGACAGUUAAAAGGGAUAUUAAACAGUGCUCCUUUGGUAAAAACAAAUAUGUUCAAUCAAAGUAAAUAUAAAUAGAUUGUGUAAAAAACGGCUAAUAACUUAUUGUUUUCAUUCGAAAUUAGCAGUUAGAAAUUCUCAGUGUAGCCAUGACCUCAGUGUGUUAAGAGCAGAGGAUUUUCAAAAUCUAAGAUUUUAUGUCAGUUCUGGGCAUGAGCAAAUCUGACUCCUUGUUAUCUAGUCUAUUUACUUGCCUAGAAGCUUUAUGACAUCAGGCUAAGAUAAAACUUCCUGCAAAGGCUCCUCCAUGUGGGGCUGUGACAGGAAAUCCAAGAGUAGAGUAAAAAAAAAGAAGUUAAACUCCAUUUUAAAUAGAUGAAUAAUGCAUAUUGCAAUGGUUUCAAUUAAUUCAUUAUAAGCAACUGGUUAGUUUUUUAUUUAUUAUAACAUGAAACAGACUUUUUAACAUCCAUUUAAUUUGGCAGUGCAGCAGUUAAUAUCUUCCUGCCACACUAUCUUUUUCUAACCGCUCUGUCUAAUAAUUCUGAGGUAAUGGUCCUCUGUAUUCUUGGUGCCAUCUCUGCUCUGAAUUCCUAUGUGGAAGGGAUAAGAUUUACAUUCCCCAUAGAGCCGGAUACAUUUAUUUAUUUGUUACAAUUUAUGGGAGUAUAAUUUUCUGAAUUAUGUUUGUCACUAAGAGCGUUCUAUUUUGCUAACACUUUAUGCUAAAGUUUCUGGAUCCUUACGGUUCAGGAGUUAAAUGCUUAUUUUCUCUCACUGUCUCCAUAUAUUUAUUUGUUCAUAUACAAUAAAUUGUUGUAUAUAUUUGCUGUUGUCUGUAUUUUAUUAUUAUGGAGCAUUCUGGAACUGUCCCCAAUAGCAUAUCUUUAGACCCUUUAUAAGGGAGAUCAUCUGAUCACUUAUCAUACCCAUUUUAAGUGUUUAUUGCAAACUUGUAGCUGCAGUCCCUCCAGCUCAGCUUUGCAAUACAUGUACGGGUCAUUUUAUGCAUACUAACCUAAUGCUGCUCUUGCCUCUAAAGGACAAGGGAGUUAUUCAGAUUUUGCUCCAGGAUUUAAAGAUUUUAUGUGCUCUACAAUUACUGAGAUGAUGCCUCCUCAAAAUAAUUGCAAAAGGACUGUGUCUGACACACAACCAACUGUAAGUUUAUCUAGCAACUCUUAAUCUCAAAAGAUUAGAUCAGCUAAUCACCUUUUUAUUGAUUCAGACUCUGACUCUUCAGAUUUGCCUUCUGAAGGUGAAAUCAUUUCAGAUGACUGAUCAAGAUACUGAAUUCUCCUCUUUCAUGUUCAAGCUUGAACAUCUUGGUGUUUAGGACCUCAGGAGGAAAAAGUCUGUCAAGCAACUGGACCCGUUUUACAAACCUUCUGCUAAGAAUGUAGAGGUUUUUCAGUUUCUGAAGCUAUUACAGAAAUGAUUGCCAAGGAAUGUCUAAACCAGGUAUUCCUUAUAAUCCAGCUUCACAAUUUUAAGAAGAUAUUUCCUCUCCUGGCUUCUAGUGUAGAGCUUUAAGAAACUAUCCCUAAGGUGGAUAGGGCCAUCUUCCCUUUCGCAAAAAGCACUACUAUUUCUUUAGAGGAUAGUACUUAUUUUAAAGAUUCAAUGGGCUGAAAAUUAUUUUCACAGAAAGACAUUUAAGCAAGCAGGUUUACUGUUUAGGCCAGCAAUCGGUUUCACUUUUGUGGCCGCAGCCUCUACUAAUUGGUUGAAACUUAUAAGAUCUGCUAAGGCCUUUGUUAUACGAUUUAUUGAAAAAUGCUAAAAAUGCUAAAAUAUUAGCUGUUCUGACCAGAAGAACUUUGGGGUUGAAAUCAUGGUCAGACUUUUAUCUCCUUUUCCUCUACUGUAACUGGAGGAAAAGGGAGCCUUACUCCCUCGGGACAAAACAUCUAAGAGAAAGGAAUGUCGUUUUGGUGGCCCCAUACCUGGACGAUAUCUUUGUUCAGGCUCCAUCUUUACCUUUAGCUGUAUCUCAUACAAACAAACUUUGGUUGUUUCUUUGCAAGCAGGGUGGGAGAAUCAACUUUCCAAAGAGCUCUCUUUCUCCACAAACCAGUGUCUUUCCUAGGAGUCAUUAUCAACUCAAAUUCUAUGAGACUUUACAUAAAGUGCCAUAAAACAUGUUGCAAUCUGUGCAUAUCCUAAAAGGGCUAAUUAAGUACAAAAUAGUUUGCAUAAAAAAUGUUUAAAAAUUGCUGGCAAGUAUUUUCAAAUUUUCAAAAAUAAGCAAAAUUAGUUACACAGCCAUGUUGUCUGGAUUAGUCUGAUCCACCUUAUCAGUGUUUAGCAUCAGAAACGCAGGCAUUGUAUUUCAACUGAGUUACCAGCAGCUUUUUUGCUUCUAGGCAUGCUCCAGCAGAUAAUGACUGUUAAAGUCUUGCAUUCUACCAAAGCAAAGGUGGAUAUAGAUACAGCCAUAAAAGAAAUUGUGUUGGGGAGUUAAGAGCAGUACUAUUCAGAAACUUAAACAAAAGGCGUUGUCUCUAUCCAGAACUUGUUUUAUGUCCCUUUAACGGAUCAAAGAAGAUUAAACCUUCAGACAGCUUGUGUAACUUUUCAAUAUCUUUCCAAUCCUACAGUAGCUGAAAGCAUGGAAGUGUUGGGUCUGAUGAUAUCGGCAUCAGAUGCUAUUCCUUUUGGACGUUUUCACAUGAGACCUCUAGCUCUUAAUGCUAUGUCAAUUCUUAAAUAAUCCUCUUAGAUUUCGAAGUGAGACGGUCUCAACAGACGCAAGUCUCUCCAGAUGGGGUGCAGUAUGGGGAUCCAUGAGAGCUCAAGGAGUUUCUUUAUUUCAGAAGGCAAGAUUACCAAAAAAUAUUAGAACUGCGCAAUUUUCAGGGCCCUUUUUAAAGCUGGCCUCUCCUGAAAUAACAGACUUACAGCAGUGGCUUAUAUCAUUCAGCAAGGGGGAACUUUAAUUUCCCUAGCAAUGAAGGAGGUUUCCCGAAUUUUGACUACAAUUUAUGCAAUUCAUAUCCUUGAUGUGAACAACUGGGAAGCAGACUAUCUCAGUUACCAAUCAAUUUUAUACAGGGGAAUCUCUUCAUCUUGAUGUCUUAAACCAGGUUGUAAAUCAAUGUGGUAUACCGGAGAUAGACUUGAUGGCUUCUCAUUUGAUAUUUUGCAAAAUCCAGAGAUCCACAGGCGUGGUUUGUAGAUGCUCUCUAGUAACUCCCUGGUCAUUUUGUUUUGCUACAUAUUUCCUUCAACUUUUCUGCUGCCAUUAGUGAUGGCUCGAAUCAAACAAGAGCUUUUAUCAGUAAUUCGGAUUCAUCCAGCUUGGCUAUAUGGAACUUGGUUCGCGUAUCUGGUACAGAUAGCCAGUUGUCCAUUGUAGACUCUUCUACUAAGGCACAACCUACUGUCUCAAGGUACCUUCCAUCAUCAAGAUAAACUUAUAGGUCAAAUUUCAGAGCUUUCUGUGUUAUUCCACAAGAAAAUUGCUAAACUUUCUGACAUUCUAUUCUAUUCCUUAUAAAGUUUUUGUCUGGAUAAGACCUGUAAUUAAACCAAUUUCUCAUCCUUGGUACCUUAAUUUGGUUCUAAGAGCUUUGCAGGUAUCUCCUUUUGAUCCUAUGCACAGUUUAGAAAUUCAUCUUCUGUCUUAAAAGGUAUUUUCUUUUAACAUCAUCUUCUGCCAGAAAACUUUCUGAAUUGUAUGCUCUUUCUUGCAAGCCUUCCUCUCUUGAUUUUCACCAGGAUAAGGCGGUUUUAAGGACUACAUUUGACUUUUUACAAAAGAUGGUUUCUUCUGAUAACAUCUAAUGGGAAAUAGUAAUUCCUUCACUUUGUCUUAAUCCACAACAUUUAAAAAAAAGGCAACUACAUAAUUUAUAUGUAGUGAGAGCUUUUGCAAGCCACAAAGGACUUUAGACAAUCCUCUAAUUUCUUUAUUCAUUUCUCAGGUCCAUGCAGAGGCCAGAUGGCCACAGCCAUUACUUUAGCUUCUUGGCUAAAACUCCUAAUUCACAAGUCUUGCUUGGAGGUGGUAAAGUCCCCGUCCCCCCCCCCCAAAAAAAAAAACGCAUUACAGCCUAUUCUAAUAGAUCAGUUUCCACUUCCCAGGCUUUCAAAAAUGAUCCUUCUGCUGAAGAAAUUGGCAAGACAGCAAUAAUGUCAUCCUUGCAUUCCUUUAUUAAAUUCUACCACUUAAUGUUUUUGCUUCUUCAUAAAAGGCUCUUGUUAGGAAACUCCUCCAGGCUGCAGUGUAAGUGGGUGCCUGCCUUUUUAAAAAAAUUGUUUGUCCCACCCAAAAUUACUUGUGGAUUCUACAGCUUGGGUAUAUAUACCACUUUAUGAAAGAAAACAAAACAAUUCUGGUGGCAGUUCUAGUUGGCACCUCCUCCCCCCCCCCUGCUUUUUCCUUUUCUACCUUUCUACUUCUUGCUUUGCUAUAUGCCAGACUAGCAUACCAUAGAGGUUGGAAGGGAUUAGGUGCUCUUGGAGUCUUGGGAAUGUUUGCCUCUUCCUAGUGGCCAGGAGUUAAAUCCCAGGAGUAAUGGCUCGCGGACUCUCACCACCAUGAAAGAAAUUCAUCAAAUAAGCAUAAUUUUUGUUUUCUAGACUGCAUCCAAGCUCCAUACCUAUAUGCAUACUGGAUUUCUUGGACAUUUAAUAAGAACGAGGGACAGGCUCAAAGGUGGUAGGCACAUGGUGAAGUUCUGUCCAUCCUCCCCAGGAAGUGGAUUUUUCAGUUGGUUAAUGUAGAGGUUUAUAUUUCGUGUGUGGGCUGUCUCUUCAAAAUAUUUUACAGAACCUUACAAAUGGAAUGGGUUACUCAGAUCUUAAAUGUAUCUUCUGGAAUCUAAAGCAUCUUGGCCUAUUUUAGGGAGUUCUGUAUAUCCACUGCCAUCUUGUAUUUUAUAUCGCCCUCUUCUGUAAUGAGGUUACUAUCUACAUGAAAAUGGCAACAUGCAGAGUUAAAUUCCUGUACAAUUGCAUUGUGUGUAUGUUGACUGCCAUAAUAGGAACUGUUAGUAAAGUCAUGUUCCCACCUUUAGUUAGUAGUCCUUCCCAGUUCAUUGUUGACUUUGCUAUAGGAUUAGUGUUUUUCUAAUCAUUUAAUCAUGUAACUAUAACAUUAUUACAAUUUUAAAGAGCAGGAACAUAACCCCCUUCUUUGUGAUAUGUUUUGUGUGUAAAUAAAAUUCUUUGUUGCUAUAGUUGAGGUAUAUUUAUGAAAUUGAAGCUCAAAAUAGUAACCUUUUAUUAUAGUUGUGGCCAGUCAUGAAAGUGUGCAAAGAAACAUUGGCAUCACUAGAUCUAGUUUUAUUUACUUUUAAUAACUACUAUUUACAGCCUUAUAAAUUAUAGUUUAUUGACCUGUCAUUUUAUUACUUGAAAUUGCUAUAAUAAAACCACCUUUUCAGUAUGCACCUGUUUAGCAUCUGUUUAGAAGUCUGGCUCCCCCAUCUAUAGCUCACAAGCCCCAAUCUGAACCUGUAUCCUCUGAGCCUUUGUAAAGAAUCUGUGAACAUUACCCAGAGAUUCUGCAUGAUUUUCAUUACCUGGCAGUAUAAAAGAUGCACAUGCAGGCAUUAACAUAGCACAAGUAGCAAAACCGUAAUUAUAGCAGCGAAUGUGCAGUAAAGCAUGCGUCUUCUAAUGAGUAGCCAGUAAAAAAAAAUCAGUUCCUUCCUACUAAUUGGGUGAUAAUGCCUUUGGCUGUCUCAUCUGAAGCCCCAUAUUGGGGGGGAAAGUGGGGAGCUAGGCUUUAACCUACCAAGCAACUGUAUAUUGAAAAUUCUACAGAAAUCAUACAUUAAAUAAGUUUUCUAUGUUUAAUUCAUAACUUCCAUAUCCUUUAAAUGGACAUUGAAGUCAACUUUUUUUUUUUGCCCUUUAUCUUUUGAAAAACUCAUGUCUUGAAUAACUCAAUAUUUUUGUCAUGCGUUGAAAGGCGUGUCCCUCUCCACCAGUAAUGCAGAACAAGUUGUCCUUAUCAACCAGUGAGGAUUUCACAUAACAUUUAACAAAAUAUUGUGAACGUGUCCUUUUCUUUCAUAUGCACAUCAGACAAUGUUUAAGUACAUUUUCCCUUUCAGAUGCACUGAUGUUGAUAAACGAACCAAUUUGUGCUUUUAGCAGUUAAGUCCUAGGCAAAAACUUAAACCCCCUCUGCGGCCAUCAAGGACUGUAGUGCAUUGCCCUCUGGUAGCAAGGGGUUAAAAUGAAUCAUUCACACCCAACACAACACAAAACUGUACGUCUUUUAUUGUCCCAUUGUGGCAACUUCUGGCAUUAUCAAUUGCUAUUUUGUUUGUUUAACAUGAUAGUAUAUAGUUGUUCUAUUGUCCGACCUCUAAUUGGCACAGCUGCUAACGCUAUGUGUUGCUUGCAUAUGUUCUCAUCCUCCCCUCAGUAAUUCAUUUCUCAAUGAGCCAAAUCCAGGAGGAUUUCUAUAAUCCAGAUGGGAAAGCGUGAAGCUUUUAUCUCUGGGAGCUGCAAUAAAUACUGGGUUUGAGAUCUCUGUACUACAAAGUGUUUAUAACUAAUAUCUUUGCUGCCUCUAAAAGAAAACAUUUUAAAAUGUAUUUUUUUUUUUUUUAAUUUUGUAAAACUGAUAUUUUUGUAUUGAGAGAAAAAGAAUGUUUUGCAGCAGAAGUUCUGCUCAGUCAGUGAUUAAGGACUAGACAAACGCAUGCACUUCCUGUCAGCUUGAAAUUCAAAUAAACAGCAUUAAAUGAACCUUUUUUUCAUGUAAAACAAAAACGCGUGAACAUGUUUAAAUAGAGCCAUUUUAUAUGCAUGAUAGCAUUUUUAUGCUAUACCUUUUAACACUUUUAGAACUCUUGUCAAAUGGUAGUUUAUAUUGUAUCUGAUAACCUGACAGACACCAUUUUUAUUGCACCGUUCAUGUCAAGCAGCACUGUUUUUUUGUUGUUGUUUUUUUUUCAAUGAGCAGAGGGAAAAAAUAAAGUAAUAUUUAAGUAUGUGAAAUAUCCUACUUGCCAGCUAUCAUUUUGUACUCGGUUAUACAAUAAAUUCCUUAGCCAUAAAGUGCAUAAACUUAAAUAAUGUCUCCCAGUUCUGCUUAUUUCACAAGUAGAUGACAGUAAAUGACAGGUGUGUUGUGCAUGGUAGAGAGCACUGCUUAGUCUAAGCAUAGAGCGUAAAUAAAUGGGUGAGACAAAAAUACUGUAAUCCUAGGUACAAUGUUGCAAGCACAGCAUGAAUUCCACUCAAAUGUUCCAAUCUGUACAAGUACCCCCCUCCCCAUAAACCUACACAAAAUGUAACUUAAAAAUUUAGUCUCAAAACUGUAAAUCUUUUGCGGUGGCAUUGUCCUUGUUUUGUAAAUAUUUCCUCAUAGUAAUGUCGCCCCCAUUUCAUCUGAAAUUUUAGAUCUAAGGCCCAUGCUGCAGAUAGAGGAAGUACUUUUAUCUUUAGAAAUGAUGGAGAUUGACGGGUAUAAGAUUCUCAGUGCAUAGCUAAUAUAUAUGACUGACGGCUGUUAGAAGGGCUACAGUAUAAGAGACCUAAAAACAAACUAGCACUGUUUUCAAGUAAGGUGCUUUUGGGUAGAUCUUAUACGCUGCCUGUUUAUGAUUCCUCAGUAAUUUUAUUUAAAAUAAAUAUGCUUAACACUCGACAUAGAGGUCAGUCUCUAUAUACUAAAAAAAGAAAAUACAUUUUAAGGGUGUCCUUACCAAUUUCCUAAGUGACCUUCUGAUAAUGGCCUUAGGAGAUUUGGCUCACUUUGUUUCUUAUACACUAAUAAUUUUCUGCCAGUGAGAGUUACUGCAAAACGGCACAAUUUAAUGCAGCAAAUGGGUUCAAAGUUUUCGAACACCAGUAAUCAUCUCCUCAUGUUAAGCCUUAAAUAAGUAUUUUGUAAAACUCAGUCUAAGGAGUUGUAUCACUGUUUUUUUAAUAUUUACCCAUGUCUCAUAUUGUCAUCCUUUUAAACUAGAUGGUACAUGUAAAGCACAACUCUGAUUUUCCAUUGUCUUUGGGAUUUUGUGUCAUUUGACUCCUCAGAUCACUUUUUUUGUAUUUUGUUUUCUUUAUUAAAUUCCACUUUUAUUUUGCA
This is a messenger RNA of Bombina bombina (fire-bellied toad), 13450 nucleotides long. It is a transcript of the gene SEPTIN8, whose product is annotated as septin 8. Gene Ontology annotation, molecular function: molecular adaptor activity; GTPase activity; GTP binding. NCBI's taxonomy places the organism in Eukaryota, Metazoa, Chordata, Amphibia, Anura, Bombinatoridae. Gene Ontology annotation, cellular component: septin complex; septin ring; microtubule cytoskeleton. The coding region runs from base 126 to 1409 and encodes 427 amino acids. The record is from RefSeq and is a predicted model, not a curated record. The transcript has 10 exons. Gene Ontology annotation, biological process: cytoskeleton-dependent cytokinesis.